Aplosporella prunicola CBS 121167 is the source of this 1357-nucleotide messenger RNA. RefSeq lists its product as uncharacterized. The transcript is spliced from 4 exons. The record is from RefSeq and is a predicted model, not a curated record. NCBI's taxonomy places the organism in Eukaryota, Fungi, Ascomycota, Dothideomycetes, Botryosphaeriales, Aplosporellaceae. The coding region runs from base 70 to 921 and encodes 283 amino acids.
CUGGCCGCUACCUUCCUCCUGCCUAUUACCACCGCGACCACGACCACGACCACGACCACGACCAUCACCAUGGAGGCUCUGUUGUCGCUCUCCUUCGACAACAUCACGUCCAAAGACAGCGCCAAGAUCCGUAAGGGCCUGCGCCAGAUCGAGGGUCUGCUGGCCCAGAUCUGCCUCAAGUCCGGCGACGCCUCGACGCCUUCCAAGCACAAGCGCACCCAGUCGGCCGUCACGCCGUCGUCGACGUCGGCCCCCAAGCAACUCGACACGCUGGCAGAGGACCCCGCCUUCAGGGAGUUCUUCAGGUUGCAAGAGGGCUUUGAGUGGAAUGUUGCCACACGGCUUAUCACAUGCCUCGAGAGGUUGCUUGGUAUGGGCAGCAGCGGCCAAAGCGAUAUGCUCAUCCUCGCUGCCCUUGACCUUCUUCAAGGAAUUCUCCUACUCCAUCCGCCGUCUCGCACCCUCUUCAGCCGAGACAUCCACAUGAACCUCCUCCUUGAUCUCCUCGACUGUGGCGACUGCCCCUCGAUCCAGUCCCGCACCAUGCUCGUUCUCGUCACUGCUUUGCUCUCCACGCCCGCCAACACACGCACUUUCGAAGCCAUAGAUGGCUUGCUGACGGUGACGUCGCUCUUCAAAUCGCGUAGCACGUCUAGUGCUGUCAAGCUGAAGAUCAUGGAAUUCCUGUACUUCUACCUAAUGCCCGAGACUCCAACGGGCGCCAAGGGUCAUUUGCUUGAAGCCUUUGAGAAGCGCAGCCACGAACACAAGCGCGAAAGCAGUGGAAAUGGCGGCGAGACCAGGACAACCGAAGAAAAGCAGGCGUUACUGGGACGCUAUCUCAGUAAUGUCGAGGACCUGGUGCAGGACCUGAGAGAGAAUGCCCCGUUCAGUGAGGGGCAGGUGGGCGUGGCUUGCUGAUGACUAGGCGGAUGCGGUAUGUGGGAUGCAUCUGUGAUGGCUCCUUGCCCUGCUUUGCUGGGACGUCUGCAUCACUACUUGUAAGCCUUCGUUGUUCUUGCUGUCAUUUUUACCUUUUUUGCUUUUCCAUUUUCGGCCUCUUCCGGAUUGUGUUGGGUAAGCGUGGCGUAUCUAUCUUGCGGGUUUUUGGCACAAGCGGCAUGGCGAGGCGCACGGCGAGGGUAUACGAUUAUUCUACAUGACCAUUGGGCGUCUUGGAGAACCUGGGUUGCGGCAUCUUAAAGGGAAUCAAACGGCGGGCUUCUUCAAUAUUUUCAGACCAAGAAUUGCUCGAAGUACUGUGGUGGCGAAAUAGUGCAAAAGGCGAGGCAUGCUAAUUGGCUGGCUCGCUAUACAACGGCGGAGGCGGACUCCAGCUCCGACUAAAUAUAGGUAG